GCGAGACACGUGACCUCACUCACUAAUUUUCGCGCCAGUGUAUUCACGCGCAAGUAAGAAUCACCUUUACUAACCUGUGUGACUGGCAAAUUAUUCUUUUAUUAUGGGGGUUUGUAUGUCAAGAAAAGAGAUCCCUGAUGAAAUUUAUAGAUAUUGGUCUGCUGUAGCAUCUUCUCUUCGCCUCGGCUGGCUUGGGACGAAUAACGUGAGGACGGAGAUGAAAGCGUGCCAACUUGCCCUUUUUCCUAAUCUGUUGAACUCCUCAGCUGUAGAAGAAGAUAUUCUUGGCCUGGAGGAACAUCUACGUGAGGGUGCUGAUGUCUCAAGUGGUGAUGAGCGCGGUCGGACGCCUCUUCAUGUGGCAGCAGGAGAAGGCCAUUUAAACGCUGUUCGCUUCUUGCUGCAGCAGGGAGCAGAUGUGAAUGCCACUGACUUUUAUGAAGAAACUCCACUUCGAGAUGCCAUACGCUGCAAGAGUUUGGAGGUGGUGGAGCUGUUAAUUUCUGCAGGGGCACGUUUGGAAAAAUCCUCAGAGGAACUUGGGGUUGAGAUGUGCUGUCUUGCAUUUCUUGGAGACACAGAACAGAUGGAGGCGUGGAAGAAGGCUGGAGUCAGUUUUAACGUUUCUGAUGCUCACGGUCGAACUCCCUUACAUGUGGCGGUGUGUACUGAUCAACCUGAAACGGUGAAGUUCUGUAUCCGCAAUGGAUCGGAUCUUGAGAACUUUGUGGACCCACCAAAGCCGUCAAGCAUGAAGUUAAUUAGCUGUGGAGAAGGCGUCUCUGUUCAUCCCCCACACACUGCUGUCUCAUUUCCGUCCCCACUGGAGAUCUCUCUCACACACACACACACACACACAUUGCAGAGUCUCUUCACACAACAAACACGCUUCGUACUGUUUGCCAGCUGGUGGAGUCACUCACAGGCCUAAGAGCACAUCCCAAGUCAGUCUUUGUGUUUAACUUUUGUCACCUCUACCUGUACUGCAGUCCUGAGAGCAGAUCCCAGAUCAGUCUGCUGUCUGUGUGCUGAUCUUUCAGGUGGGUGACAGAUAAUUAAUGGAUAGAAGUGAAUAGAGCUAAAAAACUACUUAUAACUUUUAAAAUCUUGCUGGGAAAUCUCAUAAUGUCAGGGUUGGAGAGCAUUCCAUACCUGUCAAAUGUAAUUUUAAUGGCAUUUUUUAAAUUGAAAGACUGAUCUAAAUUGGUGGUGCUUAUCUUUUUAAAACUGACUCGUGAAGGCUAACUGAAAAGUAACUUGGAAAAACUAAAGACUUUUGGGAAACGUUUGUCAUUAUAUAACUUUCAGUCCUGCAAUUUGAUUGACCAAGUGGUGUACUAUAGGACUGAUAUAUAUAUAUAUAUAUAUAUAUAAUAUAUAAUAUUAAUGGAGCAACAGAUUUUUUGUGGAAAUAAAUCAUUCAAGUUGUUUAUUUUAAAAAUCUUAUAAAUGUAUGAGGUGGCAACCCACACACGGGGUAAAAGGCACACGGUAUUGAUACAAAUACUUCAGCUAAAAUAAUGUUUUUUUAACCUCUUAACUGUCACCGUCCACCCUGUGGGACGCCUACGUUUACUUCACUAUUUUACAAUUAAAUCCUAAUCUAAUCAUGACAAACUAUAUAUCGUUGGAAAGGUCUAAGACUCCUAAAUAGGUAUUUUACCACUUUUUUUGUAAAAAAAUUAUGUAGGAAAAGUAAUAGAUUAAUUUAUGACAAGAGUGCACCUGAAAAAUCUACAUCAUAACAGGAGUUCUGACCUUUGUCACAGAAAGUCUUCUUAGUUGCCUUUUUCUCUAUCACGCUUUAGAAAUCAUAAGAAAUUAUGUAUCAGUUGAAAACUUAAAAUCUCAAAAUUCAUCCUUUGAAACCCAUUUUAAAAUCAGACAUUGCAUUACCAUGGAAAUGGUGCAUCAAAAUCACGUUGGAAAAUGUUUUCAUUCAUGAAUUAUAAAAAAAUAAGUUUGGAUAGUGCACUAUCAUGUCUGUGUUCAAAACUGUGAGUGACAGUUAAGGGGUUAAAAUAAUGUCUAAGUUAAUACUUGUUCAAAACAAUCACUUUAGCAAAGUUUGUACUAUUUUCUGCUUAUUUUGAAAAAUAUAAAAUAUGCUGUCAUUAAAAUAUGUUAAUAUAAAAAAAGUAAAGAUUAUGAAAGUAUUGAAGGAGAUCCAAUAAUAAUUUAAUAUAUAUUUACAGUAGUAACAACACAUGUGAUCCUGGACCGCAAAACUAGCGGUUAAGUCGCUGGGGUAUAUUUGUAGCAAUAUACAAAAAUACAUUGUAUAGGUCAAAAUGAUCCAUUUUUCUUUUAUGCCAAAAAUCAUUAGGAUAUUAAGUAAAGAUCAUGUUCCAUGAAGAUAUUUUGUAAAUUUCUUACUUUAAAUGUAUCAAAACUAAAAUUUUGAUUAGUAAGUAAUAUGCAUUGCUAAGAACUUAAUUUGGACAACUUUAUAAAGGUGAUUUUCUCAAUAUUUUGAUUUUUUUGCACCCUCAGAUUCCAGAUUUUCAUGUUUUUAAAUAUGAUGGUUUCAUUCUAAACAUGGUGAUUAUCUCUAAUAUGGACACCCAACCUAAUAUAUGAUAUUUACCAUCUGAAUCCAACCAUGUCAUGUCAACAAAUGGAAAAGUCAGCCAUCUAUUAAUUAUCAUGUUAAUUACUGUGCACCUUUAUCCCCAACAGCAGGGGCGCUUUUUACCCCAAAUACCAUACUUUUACAUAUUCUUCGUUAUUUAAAAACUGUUGCUUUAAUUAUCUCAAACAAAACUGAAAAUCAUAAAGAAGACCUUUGUCUCAAAAAAUAUGCAUUAAUUGGAGCGAUUCUCAUUUGCUACUUAAAUCUACAACAUUUUAAAAAACAUAAAAUAUUAGAUCAAGUAAGCACAGAAUCAACUUGCAUCUUGAAAAGUGAAUGUUUUGGAAAGUGCUAAGCCAUGUUUUUGUGCCAUCUAGUGGUUUAGAAUAAUAUAAUAUAAUAAUAAUAAUAUUAAAGGUGCCUUUUACCCCAGGGCGCCUUUAGCCUUCAGUCCUGGGUUGGACUGAAUUUGUUUUUACCUCCACUGUAACUGAAUUCCCCACAAAAUGUUCAUGCUUUGAUGAUAACUUAUGUUUGAUCACUGUUAAAACUAGAAUGUCCACUAAUGUGUUUAUUUACAAAAAAGCAUGAGUGGAGAAAAAUGAGGAAAUUUUAUUUUUAUGUAACAUUUCCUAAAACAGCUAUUUAAAUAUAUUAUUUCUAUACGCUAUACACAAAAAGAAAAGGGGAAAAAAAGACAAAAGACAAUAAUUAGGCUGAAUAAGCUGAUCUAUAGCAUGCUAAAUGGUGGUAGGAAUGGUCUAUGAAUGGUACACCCCCCUAAGCUCACAUAAAUGGUUUGACCCAAGUCUUCAGCAGCCAAUGAUACUGACCCGUUAAAGAAAUAGCAGCCAAAAACAACCUAAUAACCAGCUGCUGUGAUGUCUGUUUAUCAAGAAUAAAAGAAAAAAGAAGAAAUCAAUAACUUUCAUAUAGCUGUAAGUAUUUCUGUAUUUAGUUUAGAAUUUAGUGUUCGAUAACUUUAUUCAAUUUCUGUAUAUUUCUGCUGAGGGGCACAGGUAGCCUAGCUAAAUAUAACAUUUAUUAAAAUGGGUUCAUGUGAAGAUUGUUUUAAGUUCACUUAAAUUAGAAGUUAUUUUUAAAGUCUAAUAAAUGUUAAAAUUGAUAGCUCUUAAUUAUAAUGUAAUGUUUAAUGGCUAUAGUCAAUAGUUAAAUAUUAGGGGAUUUGUUUUUAAAGGGAAAUCAGUAUUACUUGGUAUCAGUGA
Onychostoma macrolepis is the source of this 3798-nucleotide messenger RNA. Its product is annotated as L-asparaginase. Gene Ontology annotation, molecular function: protein binding. The record is from RefSeq and is a predicted model, not a curated record. The transcript has 7 exons. The coding region runs from base 104 to 931 and encodes 275 amino acids. Lineage: Eukaryota; Metazoa; Chordata; Actinopteri; Cypriniformes; Cyprinidae.